CGAAUCUAGAGUGUUGGUCGUGGGCUGGUUGGAAUCUGCUGCAAUGGUGUCGGCGGCGCGGGCAUCGAAGCUGGUGUAUGUGGUCGCAGGAGAAGCAUCUGGGGACGCAAUUGGAGGGAAGCUCAUUCGAGCGUUGCAGAGACGCCAUGGAGAUGGUCCAUUCCAGUUCCGUGGGGUCGGCGGACCACAAAUGACGGCCGCGGGGAACUUCUCGUCGUUGUUUCCAAUGCAAGAGCUGUCUGUGAUGGGCCUUGUAGAGGUAUUGCCGAGGGUGCUAGCAAUUAAGCGGCGUCAUCGUCACGUUGUCGAGGACAUCAAGACGAGUCAACCUGACGCGAUCGUGACCAUUGAUUCCAAGGGCUUUUGCUUCCGUGUGCUCAAGACAUUGCAAUCCGAGCGCAACUCCACGGGUCGCUGUCCAGCCAUUGUGCAUUACGUUGCUCCAUCCAUUUGGGCCUUCAAGCACAAAUAUCGCAAAGCAGCAUCCACUGCAUCGUCCCUUCGACAGUUUAUGGACCACAUGCUCGUGCUCCUUCCCUUUGAAGGACCCCUCUUCAACCAAGGUCACGCUGCCGCGCCGUGGACAACUUUCGUCGGCCAUCCUUCUGUCGAGGCAUUUCUAGACUCCCACAACCUUUUCCGGCAACACAAACUGACUGCAUCGAAGGCACACACUGCCAUAUCCGCCCGGUUUGGGGCUAGAGAGUGGCUCCCUGAACGACCUGGCGACACGGUCUUGGCUGCCCAAGCUGCGAUAUUCCACCAGGCGAGGCUAUCCGGCCGACAAAACUCUCUUGAACGUGGAGAAUUUGUGAUUGCUGCGUUGGUUGGCAGCCGAGAGAACGAAGUCCGGCGCACGAUUGGCCUUGUCAAAGCCGCCGUGGCAUCGUUUGCCCACGACAAGAAUGUCCAAGUCCACGUCGUAUUUCCAACAAUCCCAUCGAUCGCUUCGCUUCUUCAUCAAAGUUUGCACGGGUGGGCAAUUCCGCACACGAUCAGCGUUCAAGUUGAAGCCAAGACGAGCGUGCUGCAGACGAGCAACGUGGCCCUGGCAGUGUCUGGAACGGUCGUGAUCGAGUCGCUCCUGGCAGGCACACCGACGAUCGUUAUCUACCGAGCUAACUGGUUCACGGAAAUGAUUGCCACUGCACUCGCACGAGUGAAAUUUGUGACGCUGCCCAACAUUUUGGUCGAACAGGAGAUCGUCCCCGAGCUGAUUUUUUCAAAGUGUACUCGGGCUAAUAUCGCCAACGCACUCACCAACGCAUUCAAGGCAGGGACGAUCCCCGAUCCAUCCAACGACGUCCUCGUGAGUGCAGCGUUGAGUCAGCUCGUCCCAUGGACUGUUGACAAGUCGUCGGUGACGCCCUGCCGAGGAAGUGACUUGGCCGCGGCGGUCGUCGUUCACGAAAUGAACAAGAAAGCCCAAAUGACUUGACUGCACAAUCCACGUUGCAUGCGGUUAAGUGGCUUGAACGGCAGGUGAUCGAGUCAGAAUCGCCACUGCCGCGACGACGAGCACCAACGCUACGACAAGCAGGAUCUCGACGAGCACCCAGAACGAGUACUUUUCAUCACGGUUGUCGUCGUCUUCAUCGCUAGAUGGACCACAUCCAUAACACACAAGAGAUGGCAUGGAGCAUGAAGCAAGCAAUCGUUUACCUGUCCUCGUCUGGGGACGGC
Messenger RNA from Aphanomyces invadans, 1683 nucleotides. RefSeq lists its product as hypothetical. The transcript has 9 exons. The coding region runs from base 44 to 1438 and encodes 464 amino acids. Gene Ontology annotation, biological process: lipid A biosynthetic process. Gene Ontology annotation, molecular function: phospholipid binding; lipid-A-disaccharide synthase activity. NCBI's taxonomy places the organism in Eukaryota, Oomycota, Saprolegniomycetes, Saprolegniales, Verrucalvaceae. The record is from RefSeq and is a predicted model, not a curated record.